Molecule: messenger RNA, 1902 nt
Organism: Ramularia collo-cygni
Lineage: Eukaryota; Fungi; Ascomycota; Dothideomycetes; Mycosphaerellales; Mycosphaerellaceae
Product: related to serine/threonine protein kinase
Exons: 1
Coding region: 1-1902 (633 amino acids)
Biological process (GO): protein phosphorylation
Molecular function (GO): ATP binding; protein kinase activity
Source: RefSeq, a predicted model, not a curated record
AUGGUACUGGCCGCCAGAGAUACCACCACUGGAGAGGAUGUUGCCAUCAWGUGCAUCACCAAGUCCAGUGCGACUGCGGCUGUCAAUUGCCCCGUCUCCGUCGCCACGGAUGACCACUCGGAGGAGCUCGCAAUUCAUUCACGCCUAUCGAGGCACCCCAACAUCGUCAACCUUCUCCAUGACUUUGAGACCGAGAAUCACCGUUACAUGGUCCUGGAGCUCUGCAACAACGGGGACCUCUACGAGGCUAUCCGUGUUGGCAAGGGACCUCUGGAGACGGGUCAUGUGCGAGACUUCAUGUUGGAGUUGGUCCGCGCCGUGGAGUAUCUCCACGCCAAUGGCGUCUACCAUCGCGACAUCAAACCCGAGAACAUCUUCCUGACCUCCGAAGGUUCCAUGAAGCUUGGGGACUUUGGGCUUGCUACAACCGACACCUGGUCCACGGAGUUUGCUGUUGGAUCUGACCGCUACAUGGCGCCUGAGCAAUACGAUGCAUCUGUCUACGGUUACGGUUACUCGCCGGCCGCUUGCGACAUCUGGGCAAUUGGAAUUGUCCUUUUGAACGUCUUGUUUCAACGCAACCCAUUCGCAACGCCCUCGCAGAAGGAUGUGCUCUUCGCCGACUUUGCACGUGACCGUCAGAGCCUAUUCGACAUCUUCCCAACACUCAGCUCAGAUACAUACAACGUGUUGGUUCACUCAUUGGCCCUGGACCCGGCGAACCGUUCUCUCGCAGCCGUGAAGGAGGCUCUGAAUGACGUUGUCAGUUUCACCGUCGACGAUGAAUCCUUGGAUGACUUCUGCACCGAACAAAAUGACAUGGUCCCAAUCACCGCAACCGCCGCUCGCGAGCCACUGCGUACUCCUUCACUUGGCAGCGCUUCUCUGGCCGGCGGAGAUGCUUUCCCUUGGGCCACUGCUUUACAGGCAACACCACAAAAGCCAUCCCGCCAGCUUUCCACUAUUCGCGAUGAGGACAUGGAUAUGUUCCCAGGCGCCACUGGUCAAUACGCUGAUGCUGACGAGGCUUCGCUUUCUUCCAAUCUCGACUCCGGCGUUGGGGGCUUUUCUUACAAAAGUGCACAGAGCUCGAUGCACUCGGUCAAGCCCAAGACCAGCUUCGUUGGAUCUUUGCCCAUCAGCUUCACUAGGCCGAAGACGGCUCCGUAUGGUGGUCUCAGCUCUGGCUUCUCUAAGAGCUGGUCGGAUCUGUAUGACGAGGAGGAGGAAGCGAUUCAAGAGGAGAUCCAACCUUACGAGGAUGCGGCCGACGCGGGCAGCGAGAUCGAACGGGUGAGCACUGCAAAGCCGAGCACGCCUCAGCUGCAGACUCUCAAACUUGACGAUGGCCGCGGCAGUCUGACCCCUCGCGGUUUCCCACCUCGUGGUCUCGUAGACAUCGGUCCCAAUGUUCGAUGCGCUAGUCCUUUGGAUCUAUCUGCCAACGAGGCUAAGCCUGCGGUGGAUCAACCAAAGAAGUCCAUAUUGGACAAGUGGGCGGCUUUGGGAAACUUCCGGCGUGCUCGGGCCGAUCCAAGUACUGUCACCGCACCUGCGGUCAUCGCGACUCCGCCGCCCGCCCUCAAGACCAAGUACUCGACGGCUUUUGGCAAUUUUACAGCUUUUGGCAGCAACAAGAAGUCAAAGGCUCAGCCGCAAGCUCGUGACCGUGUCAGUCCACAGCGACUCCGGUCGAACUCCAACAACAACACCUGGCAGGAGUCUAACGACUGGCGUUUGAAGACCCCGGCGAAGACUUCUCCAUCCCCACCGCUGUUCCGACAGAGAUCGAGUGGGUCACAGCAACGCAACUCCGACAAAUGUUUCCUUGAUGAAUACCCUGAAGAUGACGACGAUAUCGAGAUGUUUAGCAUGGAAAGCGAAAGCUUUCAUGCUAAUUGA